Molecule: messenger RNA, 4818 nt
Organism: Amoebophrya sp. A120
Lineage: Eukaryota; Dinophyceae; Syndiniales; Amoebophryaceae
Source: the annotation of a GenBank genome assembly
CAAGCAUUGAGAGAGGUCUUCCCAACAAAAUUGCAAUUUGCAUUUACUCUUGGAGCGCGAAGCGACAAUAGAGCAGCGCAAAACCCGUUUAGAGAGUCAAAGAGAGACGCUCAUACAUGCAUCAAAGCGCAAGCAUGGGGGCCCAGCCAAAAACUUGCCGCGGCCGCAUGCGUGCGGGCCCUUUGGCGCAAAUACCCGGCCUUUCCUUGCACGUAGUGUGACCCUGAUGCGACAGUGAGUAUAUUUAUAAAUAUCUGUCCCUUUUCUUGCAAUGGGGUCGAUGACCAUUCAGGUAAAUCCUAAAAAUGAAUUGUUAAUUUGACGAUGGACGGAAACGCCGCAAAGGAGACGGCGACGAGAGACGCUGCGUCGUCAACAUCGCCGUCCGUUCGAGAUCGUGUCAAACACUUCGAGCGGGUUUCUCCGAGAAAAGGAAAAGAACAGGAACAGGCUGCAGAUAGCCCCGGGCGAGGCAAAAGUAUUCCUGUUUUUGUUUAAUCUUUGACCAGGAAGAUGAACUGCCGGCGGUCUGGACGUGGAGAGGGGAUCUUGAAUGUGCAAUGUAUAAGUAUAAAAAUGUAUGCCAGCCACACUUGCGACGAGUCAUGAAAUCCAGUGAUGAAUCUUAGUAGUGAACCAAAUGGAGGAGCAGCUGCAAUUGCGACAAUGAAAGCUGUAAUCAAAAGCAACAUUACUUGUUCCUCGUGCAAUUACCAGUUAACAACCUCAAAGAUCGCGUUACAAGUCCGACUCCGAGCUCGAGUGCAAAGGCGGGCAACAAAGUCGCAUUGGUGACGAGUCCUCCCUCUGCUUCGAAAGCUGUGCUGCCCCCAAUACCUUCUAUUCUUGGAGUAAAAGAUAUAGCGCCGCCGUGCCGUCCUUCAGCAUCAGCGUCGUCUGUGUCUCGUUCGCGCGACAGCAGUGGGGCGGGUGUAUCUCGUCCGCGCGACAUUUUGCGAAAUAAUAAUGAAUUUCACGAGCACGACAUUACCAUUACGCGGCCCCGUGAGGGGAAACAUCAAGACGCAGGGCCGGAAACAAGAGGUAAAGUCUCAACAUAGGAGCUUCUUAUAUCAAAUGAGUAAGGUCAGGACGUCGUGUCUGUGCUCCUGCGAUAGAAACAAAAACAUGUGAACCACAAUCCGAAAUUAAUAUAAGUAUAACUGUCAGGUACUAACAUCUUGAGUAGCGAUGGCGUCGUUAUGUUUGCUCCGGCAAAUAUGGAUAUGACCGAUGGGGCAAGUGCAUCAACUGCCUCUGGAGCCAGCGAGGAUAAGAAGGAAGCCAUUCGAGGCCCGACCCAUGCAGCUUCCAGGGUAAGUGGAGAAAUUUUCCCGCGAUGCGACGACGUGGAGAACGGGGCAAAUAAAACCGACGUGAAGAAUAUUGGGAACUACGGAGAAGGUCCUAAUAGAUACUUCUUUCUGUUUUGUAUUCGUUGUCUCUCGAGGUGAAGAUGUAAUAAGUCCGCUGUAAACCGGAUAAGGCACGUGAUCCACAAAGGGAGUGCACCUGCGAGCGGAAAAAUCGGACCCGCAUCUGCUUUUGCUUCGUCUCAUUGCAGAAAAGCAGUGACCCAAGCGAAGUCAGUCAGAAAAUUUACCUAUUUACCUCCAGGAAGAGGCACUGCCGGCGUUCUGGCCCUGGAGAGUGGAUCUUGAAUGUACAGUGUAAAAAAUGUAUGCCAGCCACACUUGCGGCGAGUCAUGAAAUCUAGUGAAGAAUCUUAGUAGCGAACCAAAUGGAGGAGCACCAGCAAUUGCGAAAAUGAAAGCUGUAAUUAUGUGCGAGCAACAUUACUUCCGCAUGCAAUUACCAGUUGACUUUAAUGAUCGCGUUGCAGGUCCGACUCCGAGCUCGAGUGCAAAGGCGGGCAAAAAAGUCGCGUUGGUGACUCCUCCCUCUGCUUCGGAAGCUGUGCCCCCAGUACCUUCUAUUCUUGGAGUAAAAGAUAUAGCGCUUCCGCACCGUCGAAGCCCUUCAGCGUCAUCCGUGUCUCUGUCGCGUGACAGUAGGGAUAGUAUUGAUCGGCAACAUCACCAGCAAGAAUCAGCAAUACCUUGUUCACGGCCGGAAACAAGAGGUAAAGUCUCAACAUACAUAGGAGCAUCUUUGUCAAAUGAGUGAGGUCAGGAUGUCGCGUUUGUGCCCCUGCGAUAAAAACAAAAACAUGGGGACCACAAUCCGAAAUAUAACUGUCAGGUAACAUCUUGAGUGCGAGCUCUACCUCCUGCUCCUCGAGCGAUGUCGUCGAUAUGUCUCUUCCGGCGGAUAAGAAUAUGACCGCUGGGGCGAGUGCAUCAACUGCCUCUGGGGCCCGUGAGACCCCUGCAGCUUCCAAGGUAAGUGGAGAAAUAUUCACGCGAAGCGACGCGAAUCGCAGUUCAUCAUUGUCGGUGAAAUUGCCUGCGAGCGCACAUGCCCAUGACGAAAUGAAACUCGCUAAGAAUGUAAACGACGUGGAGAACGCGAACGGGGCAAAAACCGACGUGAGUAAUAUUGGGAACUACGGAGAAGGUCCUAAUAAGUAGAUACUUCUCUCUGUUUCGUAUCUAUUCGUUGUCUUUCGACGUGAUGUAAUAAGUCAGCUGUAAACCAGAUAGUGCACGAGAUCCACAAAAGGAGUACACCUGCGAGCGGAAAAAUCGGACCCGCAGCUGCUUUUGCUUCGUCUCAUUGCAGAAAAGCAGUGACCCAAGCGAAGUCAGUCAGAAAAUUUACCUAUUUACCUACUAUUUUCAUCAGGUCACAAUAGCGGAUCAACAUCAACAGCACGUUGGCGGUCGUCAGGCACAGAUGCUGUUGCAGAAGCAGAUAGUACGUCCACGUGGAGAAGGAGCACAACGUGGCAUGCGACCGCUGCCGGUUCACCAGAGGUGUGCGUCGACCCCAGAGGAUCGCUGACUGCCACCGACCUUGGUGAUCCUGGUCGACACGGGGCGAGAGGGCGCAGAGGCACGGAGUCGUGGAGGCACACUGCUGCUCCGUUUCUUAGCGGUCUUUUCGAGAAAAGUUCAUCCAAAUCGAGCGCCUCGGGCACAUUACCGGCUGCGAAGUUAUUCCCCGCGGAGAAGAGCAAGGCGGACGCUGAGGACGCAGGUACUCCAACUUUUAUGGAAGCCAUGAUCAUGACCAGGCACCAGCGACUAGACUAGCCCUUCACUAAGAAACUCACUCCUAAUCAUGUAUUUUUAAUCAGGUUCAUCAGGCUCUGCUGGGGCGGCACCAGCGGCAGUACGCACUGGGUUCAGACCCUAUUCCCAAAAAGCGUGGAACACAACCGGAGAAGUCGUCGGAAAGCACUUCGUCCGAGACACCAUUCGCGGAUUUGGUACGGAAGACGAGCUCCGUGGAGUGCCGGAGCAUCCGCAUACAAGUCCAGGCAAUGUCAAACGAUCAGAUCGCUCUUCCCAGGGCUCGUGGACGGCGUUCGGACGCAAAACCAACGAGGGCAAGGACUUCGAGGCCAGGGUGCUGCUGGAGCAAACGACCGAGCUCCUCGUAGAUGCCGUCCGGCAGACAAAGAGUCUGCAGUCUGUGAUUACCGGCGGACACCCCCCCGGGGGCGGCGCGGUCACCGUGCCGGAGUUUUGCGAGUUCGCCCUGGGCUGGGACGAGGGAACUCCCGUCGCGGCCGCCGGGUCCUUUGUUUUUCGCAUAUGCGCGGGGCGGGUGGUUGCGCGUCUCGCGCACGGAGACACCGGAUCCAGCGACAGUUCCGUUAUUGUUCCCUGCGGGCACCUGGCUCGGCGGGAAGUAGCGCAGGGAAGGGCUGUCCGCGCAGUGACGCUUGGAGUGGCAGGCGAUGGGCGGUGGUUGGUCGUCGGGUGGCAGGGCGAACGCCCAAACCGGAGAAGAAAUCGAAAAAACCCGGUGCUAGCAGCAAGAAAAGUAAAAAUGAUGGUGAAGUGAAGAAGGAUAAGAAAAACCUCGGGGGCGGGAAAUUCGAGUGUGCAGCUCAGUUGAGUGCAAUCCGCCUGGCAAGAUACAGAGGAGCUGCCGCCCAAGACUUCGCAUCUCUCUGGCCAGACCUCUCCGGCCUAGGCUGGCCGUGGAACACAACAGCCUCUGCGACGAGGAGUCGAGCAGAACGAGACCGGAAUGCCGCUGUUGGCGAUCGCGAUGCGGGAGCAGCACAAGGAAGUAAUUCGGACAGCAUUGCGGGAAGUAACGAGAAUGACAAAGACGCGGCUAACCCGGACCAGCUGUUACGGGAAGAGGAUUCAGACAAGGGAAAUCAAUGAAAAGCAAAAGAGUCGAAAAAAGAUGUAGAGAUGUGCACUAACCGCGGCUCUACUAAACAGGACUACCGUGUUGACAUUUGUACUUAAACCAAUCAAGAGGCCGCAAGACGAGGCCUUGCUGAGGCAGCAUCUAUUCAAACUAAAUCUGAUAGCUCUAAAAGGUGCGAAACAAAUCGCAUUUUCUGUGUCUCCAAUUGAUAUGAGUAAAGAAAAUCGUAUUCCAAUGAAUACAACCGAAGAGAUUAUUUGUAUCAUGCUUAGUUUUCUGGGCGCGCUUCUUCUCCUGUACCUACUCUGUUGUAUGCAGGCUCGCUCGAAUCCUAGACUUCGCAGAGCAUUAGCAGCAUCGCACCUGAUGCAGAUAGGACACCGACUCCAACAGACCAUCCGGCACCAUUCACCUGUCAAAGGCUUGACUUUUCCGCAAAAUAAACAAAGGCGAUUAACGAAGCAGUGCGAUCGCGUGAUACACAAAACCGAGAAAAUAGAAAAUGACACUCACGGUCACGGCGAUGCAAGAAAACGACUACAGCAUUGGCAUCAGUUGCUGCCGCCAUGAGUUCAAUGAUUCCAG